AUGGGACUCCAUUUGCCCCUGCAAGGAUUAUCAGGGCUGCUUCUGCUGUGUGCCCUGCCCUGGACUGAAGGUGGGAAGGUGCUAGUGCUUCCCCUGGACGGCAGCCACUGGCUGAGCAUGCAGAACGUUGUGAGGGACCUUCAUGCCCGAGGUCACCAGUCUGUGGUCCUGGCUCCAGAGGUGACCAUGUAUGUCAAAAGAGAAGACUUCUUCACUCCCAAAACCUAUGCAGUUCCGUAUACAAGACAAGAAUUUAAACAACAAAUAAUGGGAAACUUUGAAAAGGUCUUUGACACCGGAAACAUUGUGAAGACAUUCUUUACAACAUCUGAGGCUUUGAAAAAUAUGUCGGUACUUUUCUUAAAGACUUGUACAAAUCUAUUGCACAAUGAGCCCCUGAUCUGGCAUCUCAACUCCAGUUCCUAUGAUGUGGUCUUAACAGAUCCUGUGUUUCCAUGUGGGGCAGUGUUGGCUAGGUACUUGGGUAUUCCUGCUGUGUUCUUUCUACGAUACAUCCCCUGUGACAUAGACUAUGAGGCCACACAAUGUCCAAACCCUUCCUCAUAUGUUCCAAGACUACUCACAAGGCUUUCUGACCACAUGAGCUUCCUGCAAAGGGUCAAGAACAUGUUGUACCCUCUGCCCUUAAAGUACAUUUGCCAUUUCUCAUUCACUCCCUAUGAAAGCCUCGCCUCUGAGCUUUUGACGAGAGAAGUCUCCUUAGUGGAGGUUCUCAGCCAUGCAUCACUGUGGCUGUUCUGA
Arvicanthis niloticus (Nile rat) is the source of this 762-nucleotide messenger RNA. Lineage: Eukaryota; Metazoa; Chordata; Mammalia; Rodentia; Muridae. The record is from RefSeq and is a predicted model, not a curated record.